Brugia malayi is the source of this 740-nucleotide messenger RNA. NCBI's taxonomy places the organism in Eukaryota, Metazoa, Nematoda, Chromadorea, Rhabditida, Onchocercidae. The record is from the annotation of a RefSeq genome assembly.
GUGGAAAAAGCUACGAAUGCCUCUAUCCCGGGUGUGCUGUAAUUGCGACAAGUCGCAAGGAAUAUAUAACACAUAGGAAAGCACACGGUCAGCCCUUCAUCUAUGAAUGCAGAGCGCCCAGUUGUGGGCAAAUAUUCGACCAUGAUAACACUUCCAGUCAAAGUGCAACUGCUGAACAGAGCAACAUCGACAAUAAGCAUUCAGAUUACUUGAAUAUCCUCGAUUACAAGGAAAAUACCUAUAAAGAAUCAGGAACAGAUAAGAAAAAAUAUACUUGUCAUUAUCCGGGAUGUACUGUGAUCACAAAAAAUUGCAAAGAAUAUGUAACACAUAGGAAAACCCAUGGUCAGCCCUUCAUCUAUGAAUGCAAGGUGCCCGGUUGUGGGCGAAUAUUUGACCAUGAAUCAACAUUUUACAAUCACAUACAGACGCAUGAACCUCGUCCUCAGUGCGAGGAUUGUGACGAACGAAGGUAUGAAUGCCUUUAUCCUGGAUGUGCUAUGGUCACGAAAAGUCGUAACGAAUAUGUAACACAUAGGAAAACCCAUGGUCAGCCCUUCAUCUAUGAAUGCAAGGUGCCCGGUUGUGGGCGAAUAUUUGACCAUGAAUCAACAUUUUACAAUCACAUACAGACGCAUGAACCUCGUCCUCAGUGCGAGGAUUGUGGCACAUUUCUCGUCAACAGGAAUGCACUGCGAAAGCACAAGAGACUCUGCCAAAAAAAAUCUUUCAGUAUGUAA